CAGAUUCCUCUGUCCUCAAUAUGGGGACAAUGGGUCCAGUCCUCUGGAUCCUGAGCACCUUGACGGUUACCUGCUUGGCAAAUCUGCUCCCACGAGGAAUGAACCCCGCACAUGGAGACCAAGUCUGCAGCACGUGGGGGAAUUUCAACUUCAAGACCUUCGAUGGAGACAUCUUUCAGUUCCCUGGCACCUGCAAUUACGUCUUUGCCUCCCAUUGCGAGACUAAUUAUGAGGAGUUCAACAUUCAGAUCCGCCGCACAACUUCUGCAGAGAGGGCGACUAUUUCCUAUGUGACUCUGAAGAUAGAGGGGCUAGUUAUCGAACUGAAGAAAGGACAAGUCCUUGUAGGAGGGGAGAGCGUUACUCUGCCAUACACUCAGUUUGGGGUGCAUAUACAAAUCAGUAGCGUCUAUGUGAAGAUGGCAGCUAAGUUGGGACUGGUCCUCUUGUGGAAUGAAGAUGAUGCUUUAUCACUCCAACUGCAGCCCAAAUAUGUUAAUAGCACAUGUGGCUUGUGUGGGAAUAUGAAUCAGGUGAAACAGGAUGCAUUUAAGGCUAAUGGCAUUGAGCUGUCACCUCUGCAGUAUGGAAACCUGCAAAAGCUGGAUGGACCCACAGAGCAAUGUGAAGAUGUCACACCAUCUCCACCUAAAAACUGCAGUGAUCUGAGAAUGGCCUGCUCCCGCAUGCUGUCCAAUCCAGCAUUUGCUGAUUGUGAGAUGCGCAUCCCAGUGGGUCCAUAUGUAGAAUCCUGUGUGAUGGACCUGUGCAACUGCCAGAACUCCUCUGAUGUCACCUGUCUGUGUGAUACCUUGGCUGAGUACUCCCGACAGUGUGCCUACGCAGGUGGAAAACCCCAAAAUUGGAGGUCCCAUCUAAUAUGUGAGAGAUCCUGUCCCAUGAACAUGACAUAUGAGGAAUGUGGCUCACCCUGUGCUGAUACUUGCUCCAAUUCAGAUCGGAAAACGACCUGUGCUGAUCACUGCAUAGAUGGCUGCUUCUGUCCUCCAGGAACUGUAUUCGAUGAUAUGGACAACAGAGGCUGUGUUCCCCUCAAUGAAUGUUCCUGUACCUUUAAUAAUAAGAAUUAUGCUGUUGGAGAAUCCUACAGUACCAACUGCCGCAACUGCACCUGCGUUGGAGGACAAUGGAGUUGUCAGGCUUUGCCAUGUCCUGGUUAUUGUUCUCUUCAAGGAGGAUCUCACAUCUACACCUAUGAUGGAAGCCACUACAAUUUCCAUGGAGACUGCAGUUAUGUCUUUACUAAGGACUGUGCUGGAAACAUGUUCACAGCGCUGGUGGAACUACGCAAAUGUGGUGUGACCGAUACUGAGACCUGUCUGAAGAGCAUCACUUUGUCCCUGGACAAAGGACAAACAGUUGUCACAGUGAAGUCUUCAGGAACUGUGUUGAUAAAUGGAAUCUAUGCUCAGAUCCCUCUGACGACAGAAAAUCUUACCGUGUUCCAAGCGUCUUCUUUCUACUUGAUCAUUCAGAGCUUUAGUGGAUUGCAAAUUCAGAUUCAGCUUAACCCACUUAUGCAGCUCCAUGUGACCCUGGAUCCUACAUACCAAGGAAGCACAUGCGGUCUUUGUGGAGACUUUAACAAUGUCCGUAAGGACGAUUUCCGAUCUCUGAGUGGGGCUGUGGAGGGCACCGCCGCUGCUUUUGCGAACACGUGGAAAAGUCAAGCUGAUUGUGACACUGUUAAAGACAGCUAUGAGAAUCCAUGUUCACUGAGUGUAGAGAACGAGAAAUAUGCCCAGUAUUGGUGCUCAAUGCUCACAGAUGCCAAUGGACCCUUUGCCCCUUGCCACGCAGUUGUGAAUCCCACACUCUAUGAAAAGAACUGUAUGUAUGACAGUUGUAACUAUGAGAAGAGUGAGGACAGUGUAUGUGCAGCAUUGUCGUUCUAUGCCCAUGCUUGUGCUGUCGAAGGAGUAACUCUGCACGGAUGGAGAUCAACUGUCUGCGGCAAAUAUACAAAGAAUUGUCCAAAGAACACCACCUUCAAAUACUCCAUAAGCACCUGCCAGUCAACCUGCCGUUCUCUGAGUGAGCCUGACCCCACCUGCAGUGUCAGUUUCCCUCCAGUGGAUGGCUGUGGAUGUCCAGAUGAUACAUUUCUGGAUGAGGGUGGCUCCUGUGUGCCGGCCAAAAAAUGUCCUUGUUACUACAAGGGCUCUCCAAUGCCAGCAGGAGAGGUCAUUUAUGAUAACGGCGCCAUGUGCACAUGCCAGAGUGGUAGACUGCGAUGUGCUGGGAAAAACCCAGGUCUUGCAGAGUGCCCUGAAAACAUGGUGUAUUUUGAUUGUGCAAAUGCUUCUAUGGGUGCCAGAGGGGCAGAGUGUCAGAAGACAUGUCAUACCCUCGACAUGGACUGUAUCAGUAUCCAGUGCGCUUCUGGCUGCAUUUGUCCCGAUGGUCUCGUACUCAAUAAUAAUGGCAGCUGUGUGCCUGAGGAGCAGUGUCCGUGCAUGCACAAUGGAGAAAUGUUCCAAAGUGGAGAGACUAUUCAACAAGACUGCAAUACUUGCAUUUGUAAAAAUCGGAAGUGGAAUUGCACAAAUAAAGCAUGUCACAGGUCCUGCGUUGUGUAUGGGGAAGGCCAUUAUAAAACCUUCGAUGGCAAAUGGUUCGAUUUCAGUGGAGACUGUGAAUACACACUGACCCAGGACUACUGUGCCUCAAACCCAGGAAAUGGGUCUUUCCGAGUCAUUACCGAGAAUAUCCCAUGUGGCAGCACUGGUGCAACAUGCUCUAAGUCUAUCAAAGUAUUCCUUGGGAAUUUUGAGCUGCAACUAAGUGACGGAGGCUUUGACAUCAUUGAAAGAGACAUUGGCAGCGAGGUUCCAUACCAGAUUAGACGAAUGGGCAUCUACUUUGUGAUCGAAGCUAAGAAUGGAUUGAUCCUCAUGUGGGACAAAAAGACUAGCGUCCUUAUCAAACUGAGUCCUGAAUUUGAGGGAAAUGUUUGUGGUCUUUGUGGCAAUUAUGACGGAAGUGUAUACAAUGAGUUUACAACAAGAAGCCAGUCUGUGGUUGUCAAUGUUCAAGAAUUUGGAAACAGCUGGAAAGACUCUCCAACCUGUCCUGAUGCCCAGCCUCUUAGACACCCUUGUCUUGCCAACCCAUAUAGACAGAGCUGGGCUCAGAAACACUGCAGCAUUAUCAUAAGUUCUGUCUUUGCCAAGUGUCAAUCUAAAGUUGAUCCAACUCCUUUCUAUGAAGCUUGUGUCCACGACUCCUGUGCAUGUGACUCUGGAGGUGAUUGUGAGUGCUUCUGUACUGCUGUUGCAGCCUAUGCUGCGGCCUGCAAUGAGGCAGGAAUUUGCAUAGCAUGGAGGACCCCUGAAAUGUGCCCUCUGUUCUGCGAUUACUACAACCCUGAUGGUGAGUGUGAAUGGCAUUACAAGCCUUGUGGAGCUCCUUGUAUGAAGACCUGCCGAAAUCCUUCUGGAAACUGCAAGAAUCAGCUACCUGGACUUGAAGGUUGUUACCCAAAGUGCCCCAAAGAUCGCCCUUUCUUUGAUGAGGACGUCAUGAAAUGUGUCGCCCAAGCUAACUGCGGUUGUUACGAUGAUGAUGGAAAACGCUACAGUGUUGGGGAUAUGGUACCAUCCUUCAGGAAUUGUGAAUCAUGCAUUUGUACCAAGAAAGGACGUCGUUGCCAAAUGGACCUUCGAGCCUGCAGUUGCUAUUAUGGAAACAUGAAAUACAAUUAUGGGGAUGUAAUCUACAAUACUACUGAUGGCAUUGGAGGAUGCAUUAUAGCUACCUGUUCAGCAAAUGGAACAAUUAACAGAAGUGUCUACCCAUGUGUUCCAUCAACUGUGGCCCCUACCACAUUUGUCUUUGACACAACCACAUCAUCUGCUGUAAAUCUCUCCACCACUGAACCUGUAUCAGUGACCUCGGUAUCUUGUCUUGAGGAAAUUUGCAAAUGGUCAACAUGGUACGAUGUUACUUGCCCUAAGUAUGGGGAGAAUGAAGGUGACUUUGAAACCUUUGAGAAGAUUAGAGAAAAUGGACACUCUGUGUGUAAAGUACCAUCAGAUGUGGAAUGUCGAGCACAGAAGUUUCCUAAAAUUCCUGUCAGAGAUUUAGGUCAGAUCAUCCAAUGUAAUAAAUCAAUGGGCCUUGUGUGUCAUAAUCAAGACCAAUUCUCACAGCUUUGCUUCAAUUAUGAAAUUCGGAUUCUGUGCUGUAGUUAUGUUCCUUGUGGACAGUCUUCCAUUUCCACAACGCCUUCUAUCAGUACUUAUUCAAAACCUAUAACUAAGACCUCCAGCAGUCAUGUGAAGACGACUCACACUGAAACACUGUCAUCUAAAUAUACUUUAAGCACAACUGGCAGCCACUCUUAUAAAACAAGUGCAACUGGAAGCAAAACAACCUCUCAAAAAACAACAGGAACAUCUACUACAAAAUCUAGUACCAAACCCAACACUACACCAUGCAAGAAGCAAAAAUGUACUUGGACUCCAUGGUAUGAUGUACAUUUUCCCAGUAUUGCCAGUUCUGAUGGUGACUUUGAGACCUUUGAAAAUAUCAGAGCUGCUGGUAAUAGUAUAUGUCAAAAGCCUGAUAACAUUGAAUGCCGAGCUGAGCGCUUUCCCACUAAAAAUAUAGCUGAAAUAGGGCAGAUGGUUACCUGUAAUGUUACAUAUGGUCUGAUCUGCAAGAAUGAGGAUCAAGACUGGAAUUUUCCCCUUUGUUACAAUUAUCAACUUAGGGUACUAUGUUGCUCUUUGGAAGAUUGUAGCUCAUCUACUACACAUGAUAAGAUGACAACCAGAAGUUCUGAAAAAACUUCUAAAUAUGAAAAAACUACCAUAUUUUCUACUCGAAAUAUAAUCACAUCAAGGCAUGUAACUGAUAUGGGAAGCAAAACUACAACACCACACAAAGAAAUCAUAUCUACAUCUAUGCCAAUAAAGAGGACUUCUAAUACACAAGCUUCUUCUAAAUCAACAACAGGUUUCCAUAAAUCAACAACUGAGUUUUCACAUGAAGAAAAAUCUACAACUCAAAAACCAGUUUCAGUGAAAACCACUAGAGUUCCUUCUACAUCUGUUGAAGUAACAUCCACAAGGUCAACACCUGUGAAAAAGACUACUACUGGCGAACCAUAUAUUAAAUCAACAACACAGUUUCCUAAAUCAACAACAAAAUCUUCCAAAUCAACAACAAAGUCCUCACAUGAAGCAGAGACUACAUCUCAAAAGCCCAUUUCACUAAAAACCACUAGAGUGUCUACUGCAUCUGGCAAAGUAACAUCAACCAAGGCAACCACAGUGGUUAGGAAGAGUACCACUGGUGAAGCUUCUUCUAAAUCAACAACAGGUUUCCAUAAAUCAACAACUGAGUUCUCGCAUGAAGAAAAGUCUACACCUCAAAAGCCAAUAUCAGCGAAAACCACUAAAGUUCCUACUCUAUCUGUUGAAGUAACAUCCACAAUGUUAACAAAGACUGUAAAGCAGACUACUACUGACGAAUCACAUCCUAAAUCAUCAACAAAGUCUUCUAAAUCAACAACAAAGUCUUCACAGGAAGAAAAGUCUACAUCUCAAAAGCCCAUUUCAACAAAAACCACAAGAGUGUCUACUGCAUCUGGCGAAGUAACAUCACCUAAGACAACCACAGUGAUUAGGAAGAGUACCACUGGUGAAGCUUCUUCUAAAUCAACAACAGGUUCCCAUAAAUCAACAACCGAGUCUUCACAUGAAGAGGAAACCACAUCUCAAAAGCCCACUUCACUAAAAACAACCAAAAUGUCCACUGCAUCUGUUAAAGUAACAUCAGCGUAUACAAGUCACACCAAUCCCCUAACCACAGAGGUGAUUGUUUCACAAACUUCCAAAGUACUUACCUCAGGAGUCACUUCAUCUAAGGCAGACUGUGAACCCAUAUGCGAGUGGUCACAAUGGUUUGAUGUUAGUUUCCCAAAUGAAGAAACAAAUGGAGACAUUGAAACUUAUGAAAACAUUAAAAAUUCUGGAUUUAGUAUCUGUGAAGAGCCAUCUGAUAUCCAGUGCAGGCCUGCUGCCUUUCCAGAGAUACCAAUAGAAGAUUUACAGCAAAAUGUGCAGUGCAAUGUCAGCAGUGGUCUCACAUGUUACAGUGAGGAACAAAAUGGUCCAUUUGCCUUUUGCUUCAAUUAUGAAAUUAGAAUUUUCUGCUGCUCUAAAUGUGCAUCACCAGAUUUUACAGGUUCAACACCAUUAUUUACAACAGAAACAGUAUCUGUGACACCUUUUUCAUUGACUGUAUCUACCUCAUCUGAAGAAAUGGAAUCUUCAGAGACAACUACAAAGCUUGCAGUAACUAAGAGUACUACAAAUUCAGCUUCUCCACAACCAACAGAGUUCACAAGGACAACAGAAGAAUCUUCAUAUGAAGCAGAAACUGCAUCUCAAAUUCCAUUUUCUAUAAAAACUACAGAAUCUGCUGAUGUAACAAGUAGGAAGUUAACAACACCAACUAAAUUUAGUCCAACUAAACUAAUAACUUCCAAAGUGUCAACUGUAUCUACUGAAGGUCUUCAAAAGACAACAACUGAGUCAGAAGAGGAGGCCACUUCAGUAAAACUAAUUUCAGUGAAAACUACUGAAGCUGCUACUUUGCCUCUAGAACUUAUGUCAACCAAAGAAACUACUCCAAACAAGUUAACAACCACACUGACUAAAAGUUCCCAUAAACCAACAACUGAAUAUGUACACAACGAAGAGACAACACCUAAAAGAACAACCAAGUCCUCACAUGAAGAGGAUACCACAUCUCAAAAUCCCACUUCGCUGAAAACCACAAGAGUGUCUACUGCUUCCAGUAAAGUUACAUCAAACAAGGCAACCACACCGGUGCAGAGGCGCACUACUGGAGCAGCUUCUUCUAAAUCAACAACAGGAUUUCACAAACCAACAACUGAGUCCUCACAUGAAGAUGAGACCACAUCUAAAAAGCCAACUACACUGAAAACCACCAGGGUGUCUACUGCUUCUGCGGAAGUAACAUCAAACAAAGCAACCACACCUCUUAAGAAGAGCACUACUCGGGCAGCUUCUUCUAAAUCAACAACAGGUUUUUACAAAUCAACAACUGGGUCCUCACAUGAAGAGGAGGCCACAUCUCAAAAACCCACUUCACUGAAAACCACCAGGGUGUCUACUGCUUCUGGGGAAGUAACAUCAACCAAGUCAACAACACCUCUUAAGAAAAGUACUACUGGGGAAGCUUCUUCUAAAUCAACAACAGGUUUUCACAAAUCAACAACUGAGUCCUCGCAUGAAGAAAAGACCACAUCUCAAAAACCUACUUCACUGAAAACCACCAGGGUGUCUACUGCUUCUGGGGAAAUAACAUCAAACAAAGAAACCACACCUCUUAAGAAAAGCACUACUCGGGCAGCUUCUUCUAAAUCAACAACAGGUUUUUCACAAAUCAACAACUGCACUACUGGGGAGCUUCUUCUAAAUCAACAACAGUUUCACAAAUCAACAACUGAGUCCUCGCAUGAAGAGAAGACCACAUCUCAAAAACCCACUUCACUGAAACCACCAGGGUGUCUACUGCUUCUGGGAAGUAAAUCAACAAGGCAACAACACCUCUUAAGAAGAGCAAACCACACCUCUUAGAAGAGCACUACUGGGGCAGCUUCUUCUAAAUCAACAACAGGUUUUCAUAAAUCAACAACUGAGUCCUCACAUGAAGAGGAGACCACAUCUCAAAAACCCACUUCACUGAAAACCACCAGGGUGUCUACUGCUUCUGGGGAAGUAACAUCAACCAAGGCAACAACACCUCUUAAGAAGAGUACUAGGGAAGCUUCUUCUAAAUCAACAACAGGUUUUCACAAAUCAACAACUGAGUCCUCACAUGAAGAAAAGACCACAUCUCAAAAACCCACUUCACUGAAAACCACCAGGGUGUCUACUGCUUCUGGGGAAGUAACAUCAAACAAAGCAACCACACCUCUUAAGAAGAGCACUACUCAGGCAGCUUCUUCUAAAUCAACAACAGGUUUUCACAAAUCAACAACUGAGUCCUCACAUGAAGAAAAGACCACAUCUCAAAAACCCACUUCACUGAAAACAACCAGGGUGUCUACUGCUUCUGGGGAAAUAACAUCAACCAAGGCAACAACACCUCUUAAGAAGAGUACUACUGGGGAAACUUCUUCUAAAUCAACAAGGUUUCACAAAUCAACAACUGAGUCCUCACAUGAAGAAAAGACCACAUCUCAAAAACCCACUUCACUGAAAACCACCAGGGUGUCUACUGCUUCUGGGGAAGUAACAUCAACCAAGGCAACAACACCUCUUAAGAAGAGUACUACUGGGGAAACUUCUUCUAAAUCAACAACAGGUUUUCACAAAUCAACAACUGAGUCCUCACAUGAAGAAAAGACCACAUCUCGAAAACCCACUUCACUGAAAACCACCAGGGUGUCUACUGCUUCUGGGGAAGUAACAUCAAACAAAGCAACCACACCUCUUAAGAAGAGCACUACUCAGGCAGCUUCUUCUAAAUCAACAACAGGUUUUCACAAAUCAACAACUGAGUCCUCACAUGAAGAAAAGACCACAUCUCAAAAACCCACUUCACUGAAAACAACCAGGGUGUCUACUGCUUCUGGGGAAGUAACAUCAACCAAGGCAACAACACCUCUUAAGAAGAGUACUACUGGGGAAACUUCUUCUAAAUCAACAACAGGUUUUCACAAAUCAACAACUGAGUCCUCACAUGAAGAAAAGACCACAUCUCAAAAACCCACUUCACUGAAAACCACCAGGGUGUCUACUGCUUCUGGGGAAGUAACAUCAACCAAGGCAACAACACCUCUUAAGAAGAGUACUACUGGGGAAACUUCUUCUAAAUCAACAACAGGUUUUCACAAAUCAACAACUGAGUCCUCACAUGAAGAAAAGACCACAUCUCGAAAACCCACUUCACUGAAAACAACCAGGGUGUCUACUGCUUCUGGGGAAGUAACAUCAAACAAAGCAACCACACCUCUUAAGAAGAGCACUACUCGGGCAGCUUCUUCUAAAUCAACAACAGGUUUUCACAAAUCAACAACUGGGUCCUCACAUGAAGAGGAGGCCACAUCUCAAAAACCCACUUCACUGAAAACCACCAGGGUGUCUACUGCUUCUGGGGAAGUAACAUCAACCAAGGCAACAACACCUCUUAAGAAGAGUACUACUGGGGAAGCUUCUUCUGAAUCAACAACAGGUUUUCACAAAUCAACAACUGAAUCCUCACAUGAAGAAAAGACCACAUCUCAAAAACCCACUUCACUGAAAACAACCAGGGUGUCUACUGCUUCUGGGGAAGUAACAUCAAACAAAGCAACCACACCUCUUAAGAAGAGCACUACUGGGGCAGCUUCUUCUAAAUCAACAACAGGUUUUCACAAAUCAACAACUGAGUCCUCACAUGAAGAGAAGACCACAUCUCAAAAACCCACUUCAGUGAAAACCACCAGGGUGUCUACUGCUUCUGGGGAAGUAACAUCAACCAAGGCAACAACACCUCUUAAGAAGAGUACUACUGGGGAAGCUUCUUCUAAAUCAACAACAGGUUUUCACAAAUCAACAACUGAGUCCUCGCAUGAAGAAAAGACCACAUCUCAAAAACCCACUUCACUGAAAACCACCAGGGUGUCUACUGCUUCUGGGGAAGUAACAUCAAACAAAGAAACCACACCUCUUAAGAAGAGCACUACUCGGGCAGCUUCUUCUAAAUCAACAACAGGUUUUUACAAAUCAACAACUGAGUCCUCACAUGAAGAGGAGACCACAUCUCAAAAACCCACUUCACUGAAAACCACCAGGGUGUCUACUGCUUCUGGGGAAGUAACAUCAACCAAGGCAACAACACCUCUUAAGAAGAGUACUACUGGGGAAGCUUCUUCUAAAUCAACAACAGGUUUUCACAAAUCAACAACUGAGUCCUCACAUGAAGAAAAGACCACAUCUCAAAAACCCACUUCACUGAAAACAACCAGGGUGUCUACUGCUUCUGGGGAAGUAACAUCAAACAAAGCAACCACACCUCUUAAGAAGACCACUACUCAGGCAGCUUCUUCUAAAUCAACAACAGGUUUUCACAAAUCAACAACUGAGUCCUCACAUGAAGAGAAGACCACAUCUCAAAAACCCACUUCAGUGAAAACCACCAGGGUGUCUACUGCUUCUGGGGAAGUAACAUCAACCAAGGCAACAACACCUCUUAAGAAGAGUACUACUGGGGAAGCUUCUUCUAAAUCAACAACAGGUUUUCACAAAUCAACAACUGAGUCCUCGCAUGAAGAAAAGACCACAUCUCAAAAACCCACUUCACUGAAAACCACCAGGGUGUCUACUGCUUCUGGGGAAGUAACAUCAAACAAAGAAACCACACCUCUUAAGAAGAGCACUACUCGGGCAGCUUCUUCUAAAUCAACAACAGGUUUUUACAAAUCAACAACUGAGUCCUCACAUGAAGAGGAGACCACAUCUCAAAAACCCACUUCACUGAAAACCACCAGGGUGUCUACUGCUUCUGGGGAAGUAACAUCAACCAAGGCAACAACACCUCUUAAGAAGAGUACUACUGGGGAAGCUUCUUCUAAAUCAACAACAGGUUUUCACAAAUCAACAACUGAGUCCUCACAUGAAGAAAAGACCACAUCUCAAAAACCCACUUCACUGAAAACAACCAGGGUAUCUACUGCUUCUGGUGAAAUAGCAUCAAACACAGCAACCACACCUUUUAAAAAGAGCACUACUGGGGCAGUUUCUUCUAAAUCAACAACAGGUUUUCACAAAUCAACAACUGAGUCCUCACAAGAAGAGAAGUCCACAUCUCAAAAACCCACUUCAGUGAAAACCACCAGGGUGUCUACUGCUUCUGGGGAAGUAACCUCAACCAAGGCAACCACACCUCUUAAGAAGAGCACUUCUGGGGAUGUUUCUUCUAAAUCAACAACAGAUUUUCACAAACCAACAACCAAGUCCUCACAUGAAGAAGAGGUCACAUCUCAAAUGCACACUUCACUCAAAACAACCAGAGUUUCUACUGAAUCUGUCAAGACAUCCACAAGAGGAACAUCUGUCAAAAAGAGUACUGCUGGAGAAGCAUCUUCUAAAUCAACAACAAAUUUCCAUUAUUCAACAAGUGGGGCCUCACACGUUGAAGAGACCACAUCUCAAAGGCUAAUUUCACACAAAGUAUCUACUGCAUCAGGUGAAGUAACAUUUACCAAGUCAACUACACCAAUCAAAAAGAGUACUACAGAACAAACUUUGCCUAAAUCAACAGCACAUUUUUCAACAACUGAGCCCAUUUCUGUAAAAACCACUAAAAUGUCUACUUUAUCUGGUGAAGUAGCAUCUAGUAAGACAACUACAGGAAUCAAGGAAAGUACAACAAAGGAUGAUCAUCCUAAAUUUACAACACAUUCUGAUAAAUCAACAACUACAUUUUCACAUGAAGAGGCCACAUCUGAGAAACCCAGUUCUCUAAAAACUACUAAAGUGUCUUCUACUUCUACUAAAGUUUAUACUACAUCUUCUAAAGAUACAGCUUCAUAUAGUACAAGAUCAUCAACAAUUAAACAGUCUUCUACUGGUUACCUUAUGUCUACCAUUACCUCUACAAGUAGGGAAAUCAGUUCUGGCCUCUCCACCAAAACUACCAAAAGCACUCCGUCAACAUCUGAGAAAGUGAGCACCUCCUCAGGACCAAGAACAAUAACAGUUGAAAAAACAUUUUUUACCACCAAAUGCAUUUGCAAUGUUAAUGGAGUGUUGAUUCCAGCUGGCCAAAUAAUAUACAACACUACUGAUAAUGGAGGAUGGUGUUUUUAUGCCCGCUGCAAUGAUAGUUGCCAGGUGGAGCGGUACAGCAAAGAAUGCUUUAGUUCCACUGCGCCAACCAUCACAAGCAGUACCAAGACAGCAAAGACUGCUACAGCCAGUACUGUUACUGCAACUUCCAAAAUGACAAGCAGUACAACAAUGAAUGUGAAGAGCACAAAAACUUCAUAUACACAGACCUCAACUCCAGCCAGUAGCACACGUUCUUAUGAAUGUGGUGCUUUAAUGCCUCCAAGAAUGAUAAAUGAAACAUGGAUGAUUGAUAACUGCACAAUGGCAACUUGCACAGGUGGAAAUAAUAUUGCUAUUAUGAAGACACAGUGUCCUCCCGUUCAGGAAGUAGUCUGUGCCAACCGCAUGGCACCAAAGAAAACCUAUGAUGAGAGUGGUUGCUGCUAUCAGAAACAAUGUGAAUGUGUCUGUGGUGCAUGGGGAACUUCACAUUACAUCACAUUUGAUGGAACCUACUAUGACUUCGAUGGACAGUGCACCUAUGUCCUGGUUCAGCAGAUAACACCACGCUUCGAUCAUUUCCGAGUUUAUAUAGACAAUUUCUCAUGUAUCCCAGAAGACCCCACUUGUGUUAAGAGUCUUCGUAUUAUAUACAAUAAUAACAAUAUAUUGUUAACAUCCCAGGAGGUGAAUGAUAGGCCAGUGGGCAAGGUAUAUUUCAAUGAUCAGCGAGUUUAUCCUGCACUGACCAGAAAUGGUAUUCAAAUCACCAACAGUGGCAUAUAUUUGAUUGUUCAGAUACCAGAGCUGGGCGCCUACAUCUCUUUUAAUGUUCUCAGUUUUACAAUAAAGUUACCAUUGAACAAGUUUUCAGACAACACUGAAGGUCAUUGUGGGAAAUGUUCCAAUAAUCGCAUUGAUGACUGUAUUCUGCCUAAUGGACAGUUGGCUCCAUCAUGUACUCAAAUGGCAGGACAGUGGGGUGUCCCAAGUCAGGAUUCUUCCUCUUGCAGUGCUCCAUCUACCAUUGCACCAGCAACAACCAGACCUACAAUCCCAUCAUCUACCAGAGCAUCUUCAUAUUUCACCACUCUUCUUUCUACUUUGCCCCAGACAUUCUCAUCACGUAUCCCAUCUACUGAAUUUUCCCGUUUACCAUCUACAUAUACUUCAACCUCUCUUCUAUCCUCUACAUUCACUUCAACCUCUAUUCUACCAUCUACAUUCACUUCAACUGUCCGUCCAACUGAUGAGAAGCCGUGUAACCCUUCAGAGCUCUGUAGAAUUAUCCUAAGCAGUGUCUUUGAGUCAUGCCACAACGUUGUGCCACCAGAACCAUUCUACCAGUCUUGUGUUAGUGAUGGCUGCAACAAUCCUGAAGGAACACUUCUUUGUUCCAGCAUGCAGAUGUAUGCAAUGUUCUGUUCUCUAGAGGGUGUCUGUGUUGACUGGAGAAAUAGCACCAACGGUACCUGCUCUAAAAAUUGUUCCUCUGAUAUGGUCUAUAAGGCAUGUGCAUCUCCAGUGGAAUCAACUUGUAACUCUAAGUACAAUCAAGUGUUUGUUGAAAACCAGAAGGAAAGCUAUGUUGAAGGAUGUUUCUGUCCAGAGGGCACUACAAAAUUCAGCUCUACCUCCAAUCAAUGUGUCUCUAGUUGCGGAUGCACUGGCCCUGAUGGAAUGCCCAGAGAGCCUGGAGAUAUUUGGGACAGCAACUGUCAGACAUGUGUCUGUGAUAACGCCACUAUGACUGUGAUGUGUGCAGUAAAAGCUUGCAUGUCACCGACCCCUGCAGUCUGCUCUGAAGAAGGAUCUAUGUCUGUGACUGUGCCUGAUCCUGAAAACCCCUGCUGCCAGACCACAGAGUGCAGAUGUAACAUCAGCCUCUGCACCAUUGACCAUGAGACUUGUAAGCCUGGAUAUGAACUUGUAACAGAGAUUGUUGAUGGAAAAUGCUGCCCUGUACAGAGCUGUGUACCCAAAAAGGUCUGUGUAUAUAACAAUACUGAGUACCAGCCGGGAAGUAUCAUUUCUGAACCGACCAAGUGUGAAACAUGUACUUGCAGCAUGGAAAUGGACCAGACCUCCCCAGGUCCACAUAAUGUUUCCUGCACUCCAAUUCUUUGUGCCUUACACUGUGCAGAGGGUUAUGAAUAUCAGAAUGUUCCAGGCAAGUGUUGUGGAAAGUGUGUACAGACUCACUGUAUAAUGCAACUACCUGAUAACUCUACAUACCUGCUGCAGCCUGGAGAGAUCAUGCCUCUUCCUGGAGACAACUGCACUAACUAUGAGUGUGUGAAGAUAAAAGACAAUUUGAUGCCUGUGGCCUCAAAAAUAUCCUGUCCAAAAAUCCGCAUUGAUGAAUGUCAGUCGGGAACAAUUCAAAAGGAUGCCAGUGGUUGUUGUCAAACCUGUAUCCAUGAGCCUAAGAAAUGUCAGAUAAAACAGACAAAGGAUAUUAUUCUUGAGAAUGGCUGCACAUCUGUCUCCCCUGUUGCGAUGUCCUACUGCCAAGGAAGCUGUGACAGUUACUCAAUGUAUUCUCAGCAAACACAGACCAUGCAGAAAACUUGUACUUGCUGUCAAGAAAGAGAAACAGAAAAUGUAACCAUCACUUUAAAAUGCCCCACUGGUGAGCUAAGACAAUAUUCAUACAUUAAUAUCAAGAGCUGUGGCUGUCAAAAAACACACUGCAAGGAGUCCUAUCAUUCAGAGGAAGAUAAUUCAGAAGAGGUUAAAUCAUCAAGCGAAUCAAGAGAACAUGGAGGUGAAGAAAAUAACGGAAACAAAAAGAAAAGUCCUGUUACUGGAAAGCCAGAUAAGAGGGGUUCAAAAGAAAGUGGAAGUGAAGAAAACGACACAGACAAAAAUAAAAAAUAUGUCACUGGAAAGUCAGAUAAGAGGGAAUCUAAAGAAAGUGGAAGUGCAGAAAAUAACAAAGACAAAAAUAAAAUUCAAGUUACUAGAAAACCAGAUAACUCAAAUUCAAGAGAAAAUAGUUCAGAAUCACAGUCUAAUGAAAAUACGAAAGAGAAGAAUGCUAAAGGAUUACUAGUAGAAGUUGACAUUAAACCUACAAAGGUGUCCAUACCAGUAUCUAUCCCGUUAGUUAACAAAGUACCACAAACCACACAACAAAAAGUAAAGUCUACACAGAUGUCCAAUCCAGUAACCACACCCACAAGGAUGAAGACUAAAACAGUACCGCAGAUCACAGAAAAAAACACAAAGACCUCAAAGAUGUCCAACCCACAAACCAUGCCCAUCGAGAUGAAGACUAAAACAGUACCACGAACCACAGAAAAAAACACAAAGACCUCAAAGAUGUCCAAUCCAGAAACCACGCCCAUCGAGAUGAAGACUAAAACAGUGAAGCUAGGCAAUGACAGCACAACCAAAACCAAAGAUACAAAUCAGAAUGAAAAUAAAACACCAAAACCUUGA
Messenger RNA from Xenopus laevis (African clawed frog), 15257 nucleotides. RefSeq lists its product as hypothetical. Lineage: Eukaryota; Metazoa; Chordata; Amphibia; Anura; Pipidae. The record is from RefSeq and is a predicted model, not a curated record.